GCCAACUCUCUGGUUUUGGCCAUCGGCGCUAGGAGGCAGCUACGACACCGCUUUUUGUUGAGUGCUUGCGUGUGGCUUGAUCACGCCUCCAACCGGAAGUCGACGGAAGGAAACCCAGACUGGCGCAAAAAAGCAACAAGGUCGUCGUCUGCGCGGCAGUCUCCAGGCACAAACAUCAAGGCACAGAUGAAGAUCUGCAACCUCUCUCUUGGCAAACUGUGGCUCCCUGGCUUGUUUGCGUUUCCACAAGCUCCACCUAUGGUGUAA
Pyricularia pennisetigena is the source of this 267-nucleotide messenger RNA. RefSeq lists its product as uncharacterized. The transcript has 2 exons. The annotation marks the transcript as partial. NCBI's taxonomy places the organism in Eukaryota, Fungi, Ascomycota, Sordariomycetes, Magnaporthales, Pyriculariaceae. The record is from RefSeq and is a predicted model, not a curated record.